Messenger RNA from Salvia miltiorrhiza (redroot sage), 1893 nucleotides. RefSeq names its product cytochrome P450 736A117-like. Bases 250 to 1752 code for a protein of 500 amino acids. Gene Ontology annotation, molecular function: heme binding; iron ion binding; oxidoreductase activity, acting on paired donors, with incorporation or reduction of molecular oxygen. Lineage: Eukaryota; Viridiplantae; Streptophyta; Magnoliopsida; Lamiales; Lamiaceae. The transcript has 2 exons. The record is from RefSeq and is a predicted model, not a curated record.
UCAACCUUUUUAUCUAUCAAAUUUCCAAGAGUCAAGAAAUUCAUUUUCAGUCGUAUUUUCGUUCUUGCAUUUGCCGUCGGUUAUUCAAUUUUUUUCUAAUUAAACAAUUCGGUUUUACCUAGAAAAAUAUGGGGUGCAUGUACACGGCCGGCCGGGCGCCUAAGAUAUUUUUCAAUACUGCUAGUGCUACGUCAGCUGAAAAUUAAUACCAUAUCUAUCGCCUUAAUCACAAAGUUUUAUUAUUUCAGCAUGACAACUUUGCAAGCUGAUGAGUUUCUCUCCCAUCCGUUUCUAGUGAUUCUCAUCAUCACUUUAUUCUCGGCAUGGAUGCUCAAGAAAUGUGUAUUCCCUUCCAAAAAGCAGCCGCCAUCUCCGCCAAAGCUGCCGGUGAUCGGAAACCUCCACCAACUGAGCGCGCUGACCCACCGCGCCCUCCAAUCCUUAGGCGCGAAGCACGGCCCAAUCAUGCUCCUCCACUUCGCCAGCAAGCCCGUGAUCGUUGUCCAAUCAGCGGAUGCAGCCACUCAGAUCAUCAAAGAUCACGAUCUCAUCUUCUCCGAUAAGCCCUACACCAGAUCCACGCGCCGGCUUCUUUAUGACCUCAAGGAUGUGAUCAUCGCUCCUUACGGCGAGUAUUGGAGGAAACUCAAGAGCAUAUGCAUUCUCCAACUGCUGAGCAGCAAAAGGGUGCAGUUUUUCAAGUUUAUUAGGGAGGAGGAGACGGCACUCUUGCUGGAGAAGAUUGAGUCUUCUUGCUCAUCUAGCUCGCCCGUGAAUUUGAGCGAAUUGUUUGAUCUCCACGCGAACAAUGUGAUCUGCAGAGCCGCUUUUGGGAGGAGGUGUAGUGAAGGGAGAGGCGGCAGGAGCUUUCCGAUGCUCCUCAGGGAACUGUUCCAGCUGAUGGGUGCUGUUGAGAUUGGAGAAUUUGUUCCAUGGCUCUCGUGGAUUAGUCGUCUUAAUGGCUUCAACAAUAGAGUUGAUAAUGUCUCGAAAGAAAUUGAUGAAUUCUUGGAGCUAAUAGUCCAAGAACACCUUAAUAGAGGCCUACAAAGCACUGAUGCAGUAGAUGGAAACACAGAGAAUUUUGUUGAUAUUUUGCUCAAUGCUUCCAUUGAUAGAGAUGGCAUCAAAGCAAUCAUUCUGGAUAUGCUUGCUGGAGGAACAGAUACAACAUCUUCAACUCUAGAAUGGGCGAUGACAGAACUCUUAAGACACCCCGCAGUCAUGACCAACUUGCAAAUAGAAAUACGAGAAAUUGUGAAAGACAGAGAGUGCAUAACUGAUGAGGACUUGGGGAAAAUGCAGUAUCUGAAAGCUGUGAUCAAGGAAACUUUGCGUCUGCAUCCUCCAGUCCCACUACUAGGGCGAGUGGCACGAGAAGAUGUAACAGUUAUGGGGUACGAAAUCACGGCCACCACAUUGGUCCUCACCAACGUAUGGGCGAUUGGUAGAGAUCCUGCAUCCUGGGAUGAAGCGGAGAAGUUUUAUCCCGACCGGUUCCUCAAUUCUUCACUAGACUUUAAGGGUCUCGAUUUCAAGUUCAUCCCAUUCGGGCAUGGGAGACGGGGCUGUCCAGGGAUCGCGCUUGCAAUGGCAAGCGUUGAGCUCGUGCUAGCAAAUCUUGUGCACAAGUUUGAGUGGGAACUGGCUGAGGGAACAAAAUGUGAGAAUUUGGAUGUAAUGGAAGAGCCUGGUGUUACCCUUCAUAGAAAACAUCCUAUUCUUGUUGUGCCAGCUCUUCGUCAUUUGUAACUGGAACCACGUUAUUAUAGUUUUAUAUACACAACUCGACAUUUUGAAGAAAACCAAGUUUUCUCUUCCCAGGUUGAGAUUCGGUUUAUUCGAUUGUUUUAACUAUUUUUCCAAUUGAAAUGAUUUUCGGUUUAAUCUUUU